UUGUCAACAGCCUUACGGAAUAGUCGUAAAUUAACACCGCCCCUUCUAACAAUUUCAAUAAAUACUAAACAAAGAAUUAUAAGAAGUUACAAUCAAGGCCACGAUGAUAAGGAAUUUGUGAAAGUCCCUGCAGUUAUAAAUGAACAAGAUGACCACAAAUAUGAGGAAGAUAUUAAAAAGCGUAUUAUAUCGAAAGCUUUAGAUUUUGUUCCAUCAAAAGGGUGGUCAGUGGACGCUCUAGCUCAGGGGGCUGAGGCUGCAGGAUAUCCUGGCGUAGCUCAUGGCCUAUUUCCUAACGGUGGAGGGGAUCUGGUACAUUAUUUCAAUGUGUCAUGUAAUGAAAGACUGGUCAAUGAGAUGAAGAGCUGGCCGAAGGAAGAACUAAAAGGAAAUAAAGUCCCCGCGCAGAUGAUAGAGAAUGCUAUUAUAUCAAGGCUUUUGAUGAUUGAACCAUAUAAGAGUACAUGGCCUAAAGCAAUGGCUAUCCAAACUCUACCUAACAAUGUACCAAAUUGUCUAGCAACAUUGUUGUCUUUAGUAGACGACAUAUGUUACCACACAGGUGACCGCAGCGUGGAUUUCAAUUGGUAUGUACGUCGAGUGGGACUUGCUGGUAUUUAUAAAGCAUCAGAGUUGUUUUAUUUGACGGAUAACAGCCAAAAUUGUACUUCUACAAGAAAUUUUGUUAAAUCUCGCAUCAGAGACGCAGAAUUUAUACAGAUGGCGCUAAAUAUGAAUCCAGUGGCUGUUGCACCACAAACACUUACAGCAGCUUUUGUAACGGCAAAGAAUAUAUUAGGAAUGAACACAGUUAAAUGA
Danaus chrysippus (African queen) is the source of this 819-nucleotide messenger RNA. Lineage: Eukaryota; Metazoa; Arthropoda; Insecta; Lepidoptera; Nymphalidae. The record is from the annotation of a GenBank genome assembly.